Messenger RNA from Pseudopipra pipra, 2897 nucleotides. It is a transcript of the gene GCLM, whose product is annotated as glutamate-cysteine ligase modifier subunit. NCBI's taxonomy places the organism in Eukaryota, Metazoa, Chordata, Aves, Passeriformes, Pipridae. Gene Ontology annotation, molecular function: glutamate-cysteine ligase catalytic subunit binding; enzyme regulator activity. The record is from RefSeq and is a predicted model, not a curated record. Gene Ontology annotation, biological process: glutathione biosynthetic process. The transcript is spliced from 7 exons. Gene Ontology annotation, cellular component: glutamate-cysteine ligase complex. Bases 179 to 994 code for a protein of 271 amino acids.
GCCGUGAGGGAGCGCGAGGCGGUGCCGGUGCCGCUCCCGCUCCGGGCCCGCCCCGCCGCCCAUUGUCCCCGCGCCGCCCCCCGCCCCGGUACCGGCGCUGACUCACGGCCGGCGCUGCCCGGGGCCGCAGGUGUCACGGAGAGCCCGGCGGCCGCCGCCGCCUCAGCGCCAGGACCCCAUGGGUACGGAGGGCGCCCGCGCGCUGCUGGAGCGCGCCGGCAGGCUCACCCUGCAGACCGGCAACCUACUCAACUGGGGCUGCCUGCGCAAGAAGUGCCCCGCCACCCCCGGCGAGGAGGUGCGGGACUGCAUCCAGAAAACACUGACUGAAUGGAGCUCAAAGAUUGGACAAGACAUAAAUCAGGAAACACUGGAGGUUCUGGAAUGUACUGUAGCUCAAGCUAUAGAAAAAAUAAAUCCUGAAGAAAGGGAUGAGUUGAAAGUAUCAGCAAAGCUUUUCAUCGUUGGAUCAAAUUCUCCAUCGAUCAGAGAUGCAGUUGACCUGGCGUGUUCUGCCCUCGGAGUUGCUCAGUUAGACUCGGUCAUUAUUGCCCCACCUCCCAUUGAAGAUGGAACUAACCUCUCCUUGGCAUAUUUGCAACCUUAUUGGCAAGAACUUGAAAAUCUAGUUCAAAACAAAAAGAUUGUUGCCAUAGGUACCUCUGACCUGGAUAAAACACUGUUAGAGCAGCUGUAUCUGUGGGCACAGGUGAAACCAAGUAGCAAUCAGGUGAACCUAGCUUCCUGUUGUGUGAUGCCACCUGAUCUCACAGCAUUUGCAAAACAACGUGACAUACAGCUGUUAACUCACAAUGACCCGAAAGAAUUACUUUGUGAAGCAAGUUUCCAAGAAGUUCUUCAGGACAGCAUCCAGAACGUGAAAGCAAGCGAGUGGAUUCCUUUAUGGCUUCUGCGGUAUUCAGUCAUUGUAAAAAGCAGAGGAAUUAUCAAGUCCAAAGGCUAUAUCAUGCAAGCUAAAAGAAAUGCAUCUUAAAACCUUUUUUUUUUUUUAAUGGCUGUUUAAAUUUCUUUGGGAUGGGGGAACAUUGCAUUUUUCAUAGAAACACUUUUACAGCAUUUAUAACAAAAUACCAAAAGUUGUAAUUAUUCUGUGUGAUGUCAGCAAGAGUGUCUGUAGUGUUCUAACACUAUUUUUCUUUCUUAACCUAUUGACCAGUUCAUUUAAAUUAUGAAAUUUAUUUUUAUUUGAAGCUAUCUAUAGAGUAACAGUUUAAAAUAUUUUUCUUUUUAUGACCAGUUCACUGUAAAAAUUAUCAUUAUAUUUUAGCUGCCAUUAGGUAGUAUAGAGAAACAUAUAUUUUUGGUUUUUUAAAAAACAAAUUUCUCUUAAAUAAUACUUAUCUGGUAGGUGCAUAGAUUUCAAGCAUUCAAGGACUAGUUUUUAUAGAAAAUUGUCAUCUUUUAUGAAAAACUACCCAAAAAAAUUAAGCUGGUAUCUCAUUGCUUGGUAUGUAUAUAUAUGCAAGUCAGCUGUUUAAUUUAUGGGGAUGGGAAAAUUGGUUUAUUUUUAAUAGAGUGUAAAAGAUCUCUAUGAUUUAGAAAAAAAUUGCAUCUUCCAAAUUACUUUCUGACUGUUACUUGAAUUCCUUCUGGCUUCUUUGUGCCUCAAUACGCUUUGUUUGACGUUCGCACAAGUGUGAUGGCAUUUUUGCUGUUUGAAAUAGAAAAUGUAUUAUUUGUGAAUGUUUAAAAUAAGAUUUGAAAACAAGUGAUGAAGAAAUCCAUUAAUCAAAAACUGAAUUGUGCCUGUCUCCUUCUCAACUGUGGCUUGUUUUUUUGAUACUUGUGACCUACACAAUCAAUUGGCCAAGUAGAAUAGACAGUAAAUGUUGGUGCUGUUCAUUAUAGCAUUGUGUAAAAUUAAUUACUUCUUUUGCAGUUGCCUAGGAAACUUUGAUGCUUGAGUGCCAUUCAGAAAUGACAAAACAAGGGUUAGCUUGAGGUUAGGUAUCUUUCUGAUUGGCAGGAGCUUAGCACACUGGCUUUCGAAUCCCAGAGAGAUUGCUGCAGCUAAGGCAAGGCUUCUGGUUUAACGUAGUCUUUCUAUCAAAAAGGCCUUUUCCUUCCCUUGGCCAUUAAAUCACAAUAGAUAGCAAAAGCUCAACUUGUAGUUCAGCAGGAACUUUGACACGGUGUCUAAGACAAUAAAUUUCGUUUUGAUUUCAGGCAGGGGCAUUGACCUCAUACUGGUAGUACUCAUUAACUUAGUUGUACAUAUUUUGAGAUUUGGACUGUAAGGGAAUCAAUUUUCAUCAACAUCUUUUAAAUUCUGUCAUAUAGGCAGCUAGUGGAAUUUGAAUGCCUGUAGGCAGAGUGUCAGCUUCAUAUAGUCCAUUCCACGAAGUUAAAAGAUAAAGGUUUUUCAAGAUACCUUUUGAGUCCUCAAAUAUCUUAUUUGUAGGUGGCAAAUAGUGGGAAAUUUUCUUUGCUCUUCAGUUCUUUUGAUAAAUGAGAGAGAUGGGGAACUGGAACUAGUAAUGCAUCAAUAAAAGUUUGAAUUUUUUUCUCCUAAUCAAAAUGUAGUGUGGUUUUUUUAACAUUGGACAAGUGUGUGUCAGAGUUCAAAAUUACAUGAGUUUAAUUUUAAACUUCCCUACCAGCUAUGAGUUGUGUGCUGCUGAUGAUUAACCACUAUCUGUAAGUUCUGUCUUUAUUUGGCUUAUACAUUCUGUAUCAUAUUAACUUGUGUGUGUGCUCAGUUUUAUAAAUUGAAACAAAACAAGAAUUAUUCAAAAACAAUGGAAAGGCUGUUCUACUGGGAUCAUGAUUUAUUUCCUUUCUGUAAACUGUUAACAAUUUGCUUGCUGUAGAAAAGUACCUUCUAAGACAUGAUAUUUCUAGAGUCAACCUGAUAAAGUGUUACGCUAUUGGUUUCA